ACGUUGCCUAAAUCGAGUUAUAUUAAUUAUAUUUCUAUUACUGCUAUUUAUUAUUAUUAUUUGUAUUAUCAUUUAUUUAUUAUUAUUCGCAUAAUCGACAACGGUGUUGCUCGUCUUGUUGUUUUCCUCGAUUUACGUUACAACAUUAUUACUUCUCACCCGGCGGGGGGGCCCGUCCAUCGUUGUUAUCGCCGCUGUCCGUUGUUUUUGUUCCGUGUAGUGUACCGAGCGUACACACUAUGCUGUAGUAAUCCCGUUGUCCCACAGUAUCGCGUACAGUUUUCCUCUGGUUGUCAGAAAUGUUCACAUAAUUACACGUCGCUUUUCUGUCCGUACUAAGUUUUUUCAUUACGAGUUUCGAUAUAUUGGUGCGUGCGUCGAGCGCUGGUUUCAGUGAUUCGAGCUGCAACUCAAGAUCAUGAUUUACGCCGAAGGUCAGAUUUAUUUCAACUGUCAGUUACACGUUGUAUGGCCAGAUUUACUGUAACAGUUUGCCAGAAAAUAAUUGAGUAUCAGAUGUUGUACAGCUUUUAUCAAAAAUGUUUAGAAAGGCAACGGCAUUUAUUGCCUUAAUAGCCUUUGCAACUACAGUAAAAUGUGACAUUAGUAUAUAUACUAGAGAUCAGCAACAGCUAGAUUUAGAGUUUAAAGAUGCGCAGUCUCUUUUUGGACCAAAUAUACCUUCAGAUGGCAUUAAAGGUUACAUUUUGAGUGCUGAACCUGAAGAUGGCUGUACUAAAAUUGAAUCUCCGCCUAAAAGUGGAAGUUGGUUUGUCUUAAUUAAGAGAGGAAAUUGUAAUUUUGAUGUAAAAGUUAGGAAUGCUCAAAAUAGCAAUUAUACAUUAGCUAUUAUAUUCAAUGUCAACUCUAGUGCUGUUGUGCCAAUGAAUGGUAAAAAUACAAGUGAUAUAGUAAUUCCGUCAGUUUUUGUUGGUGAAAGUACUGGACUUAUGUUGAGAGACUACUAUGAUUAUCAAAAUGGCUAUUAUGUGAUUAUAGACAACAGUCAAUUUCCAUUCGAUAUAAACUUGAAUUUAUUGUUGCCAUUUGCUGUAAUUGUUGCGGUAUGUUUCUUCGCAAUGCUUGGGUUUAUGUUAAUUAAAUGGAUUAAAGACCGAAGACGAGCAUUUAGACAUCGAUUACCUGCAUCUAUUCUUCGUAAAAUUCCGAUCUCAACAUUUGUAAAAGGUGAUCCGUAUGAUACUUGUGCCAUAUGUUUAGAUGAUUAUAUGGAUGGAGACAAAUUAAGAAUUUUGCCAUGUGCUCAUGCUUAUCACUGUAAAUGUAUUGAUCCAUGGUUAACACGUAACCGACGAUUUUGCCCUAUUUGUAAACGUAGGGUUUAUGGCAAUAAUGAAGAUCUACACUCUGUGGCAUAUUCUUCAGAUACUGAUAGUGAUGAGCCCAAUGAUAGAACUCCAUUAGUUACACCUGGUGUUAAUAAUUCAAAUUCAUUGGGUGUUGGUACAUUCCGUAGUUUCAGAGGACGUGUGUUUACUCGUGGUAGAUCUGCUAACACUGUUCCUGUGCAUCCUCCAGUUUUAUCUUCAAUAAAUGUAGCAAAUGUAGACUAUGACACAGUUUCAUCUCAAACAGAUACAUCAGACUCAAUGUUAUCAGAUUAUCAAAAUCUUUACGACGCACCGGCUCACCAAUCAGUUUCGGAAUCCAUGUCAAAUUCAGUGAAUAAUUUGGCACCAGAACUGAUGAACAACACAGAACCAAGUAGAACAAAUGUGCAGAACCAUAUCGUUUAAACCACUUAAUAACAAACAGCCUAAAAUAUUUGAUUUUUUUUAUUGGACUUAAUUUAUAAUAUAUUGCUUUUAAAUAGAAACGAAAUAUG
This is a messenger RNA of Melanaphis sacchari, 1846 nucleotides long. It is a transcript of the gene gzl, whose product is annotated as E3 ubiquitin-protein ligase RNF13. NCBI's taxonomy places the organism in Eukaryota, Metazoa, Arthropoda, Insecta, Hemiptera, Aphididae. The record is from RefSeq and is a predicted model, not a curated record. The transcript is spliced from 10 exons. Bases 540 to 1757 code for a protein of 405 amino acids. Gene Ontology annotation, cellular component: cytoplasm; nucleoplasm.